AUGAGGGGUAAAAUAGAUUUACGUGGUACCUCGGCAGACGAGAGGACAACCAACGGCGAGCCGUUCGCGAACACCGACGCAGCUUUCCGCCUCGCCUAUGCAGUUAUAAUGCUGAACAUGGAUCAACAUAACCACAACGCGAAGAAGCUUAACGUACCCAUGAAUGUUGAGGACUUUGUCAAGAAUUUGAGAGGUUGUAACGGCUCUGGAGACUUUGAUCAGGCCAUGUUAGAAGCCGUCUUUCAUUCUAUCAAGAAUGAAGAAAUGGUAAUGCCAGCGGAACGGGUUGGUCCGGUGCGAGACGCGUACCUGUGGCGGGUGCUCCAGAGACGUGGCAACACUCCGGCUGGCAAGUACCGCGCUGCGCCCUUGUGCAAUCAGCACCAUGCUAGGCUUUUCGCCGUCGCCUGUCCACCCACAGUGACUGCGCUCUCGGCGGCAUUCGAGCGUGCAGCGGCGCCUUCAACCGAAGAGAUCGAGAGCAACAACCUCCGAGAUAGUGCCGCUCUUCUCGCCUUGAACGGGCUUGAACGUUGCGCGGCACUGGUGGCAAGGCUGCCUCCUGAGUCCCUCACGUUGGAUACAUUACUGCUCACACUGUGCAAGUUCACCGGCCUGCUUUCACCCCAGCACGUCAAUUACAUUGCUAUUGGUGUAACCCUGGGCCAAUCGGUGAAGGCGCAGCUGGCCCUUCGACGCGCCUGCGCCGUCGCGCAGCGGCACGCCGACGCCGUGCGCGACGCGUGGCGACAUCUCUUGGAGAUCGUCAGGACUUUGUACAUCGGAAGACUGCUUCCAAAGAGUUUAGUCGAAGCUGAGGAUUACUUGGCUCCGAGCGGCACGGUGUCCUUGAUGAGAGACCAAGCGCGAGGCUCGGAGGCUGGCCUGCUGUCGAGCAUUUAUUCUUACAUCGCUUUGGGGGAAACAGGUAUGCGAGCGCCAACACCGCAUGAGAAAAUCCUCAUCGACACAGCAACAGAUUGCGUGGCCAAGUGCAAUCUGCCCGGUCUGCUAGUCACCGAAACAAAAUUCUUGCAACUUGAAAGCUUGCAGAACUAG
This is a messenger RNA of Hyposmocoma kahamanoa, 1059 nucleotides long. RefSeq names its product Golgi-specific brefeldin A-resistance guanine nucleotide exchange factor 1-like. Gene Ontology annotation, biological process: regulation of ARF protein signal transduction. The record is from RefSeq and is a predicted model, not a curated record. The transcript is spliced from 8 exons. NCBI's taxonomy places the organism in Eukaryota, Metazoa, Arthropoda, Insecta, Lepidoptera, Cosmopterigidae. Gene Ontology annotation, molecular function: guanyl-nucleotide exchange factor activity. Bases 1 to 1059 code for a protein of 352 amino acids.